UACUGUAGCAAUAAUUAAAUUAUAUACAAUAAUAAUAUAAAUAGUUAGAAGAAAUGGGGAAAAACGAUUUUUUAACACCAAAAGCAAUAGCAAACAAAAUCAAAGCAAAAGGGUUACAAAAGCUUAGAUGGUAUUGUCAAAUGUGUCAAAAACAAUGUAGAGAUGAAAAUGGAUUCAAGUGUCAUUGUAUGAGUGAAAGUCACCAAAGACAGAUGGAGGUUUUCGGCCAAAACCCGAAUAGGAUAGUCGAGGGAUAUACCGAGGAGUUCGAGAGCAUGUUUUUGGAACAUAUGAAGAGGAGUCAUAGGUUUAGUCGAGUAGCCGCGACUGUUGUUUAUAAUGAGUAUAUUAAUGAUAGACAUCAUGUGCAUAUGAAUUCGACGCAGUGGGCUACGUUGACUGAGUUUGUUAAGUAUUUGGGGAAGACGGGGAAGUGUAAGGUUGAGGAGACGCCGAAAGGGUGGUUUAUGACUUAUAUUGAUAGGGAUUCGGAGACCCUUUUUAAGGAAAAGAUGAAAAGUAAGCGGGCCAAAGCGGAUAUUGUUGAUGAAGAGAAACAAGAGAGGGAGAUUAGGAGGCAGAUUGAACGUGCUGAGCAAGGGAAUGGGGGUGUAGGGGAUGUGGGUUUGCAGAGUGACGAAGCGAGGUUGUUGGUGAGAGAUGAGAAUGCGAGUGAGAAGAGAGUUAAGUUGAGUAUCGGUGAGAAGAAGAGUGUUGGGAAAGAGAAGGGUGAAGGGGGUUCGAGAUUUGUAUUUGAGGAAGUGGAUGAUGUGCAGAAGAAGGUGAAGGAUAAGAAGGGGAAGACGGGUGGUGGGUCGGCAUUGGAUGAGUUGAUAAGGGAAGAAGAGAAGGCGAAAGAGAGGAGUAACCGGAAAGAUUAUUGGUUAUUUGAAGGGAUCGUUGUGAAGGUGAUGAGUAAAGAUUUGGCAGAGAAAGGGUAUUAUAAGCAGAAGGGUGUUGUUCGAAAGGUGAUUGAUAAGUAUGUCGGGGAGAUUGAGAUGGUUGAGAGUAAGCAUAAGCUGAGGGUGGAUCAAGAAGAGCUUGAGACAGUUAUUCCGCAAAUUGGUGGGGUUGUGAAGAUCGUGAACGGUGCGUACCGUGGGUCGGAUGCGAGGUUGGUGUCUGUAAAUACAGAGAAAUUUUGUGCCAAAGUGCAGAUUGAGAAGGGUAUUUACGAUGGGAGAGUUAUCCAGGUGAUUGAAUAUGAAGAUAUAUGCAAACUUGCUCAGUGAAAGUAUUGUCUCUAGCAGGAGUUGCAGAUGAUUUAGAUAGAGACGUAUGACUGACAAUAUAAGUUAAAAGAUGAAGAAUUUUGUUCAAACAAAGACUCUGAAGAUGGAGAGAUGUUCAAAAAAAGAGGAGAUCCUAUGCAGGUGCCAUCCUCUUUCCGGUAGGGGUACCGACAACAGUAUUGUCAUUUAUAAUUUCCCAGUUGUUGCACUUGUCACUCACUACAAAAUAGUAACUUCUUUCCUAUUAAUGUGAGUAACUGUAAACUCUAUGUUAGUGAAAAGGAGCACGAGACUGUUAUCUAGGUUUCAUUUCACAUAGACGAUUGUAGCUUUGAGUUUUGAUUUCUACGGAGUUGUUGCGUCUUAUUCAUCCAGGGAAAUGAACCUAGUUUUUGUAUUCCAUACCAAUUGUCAGAUGUUAAUACUUAUGAUUUAAACAUUAAGGAGUAGUCGCCUAGUUGGUUA
Erigeron canadensis is the source of this 1697-nucleotide messenger RNA. Its product is annotated as KIN17-like protein. Gene Ontology annotation, molecular function: double-stranded DNA binding. Gene Ontology annotation, biological process: DNA replication; DNA damage response. Gene Ontology annotation, cellular component: nucleus. The transcript is spliced from 2 exons. The record is from RefSeq and is a predicted model, not a curated record. NCBI's taxonomy places the organism in Eukaryota, Viridiplantae, Streptophyta, Magnoliopsida, Asterales, Asteraceae. Bases 54 to 1232 code for a protein of 392 amino acids.